Hippopotamus amphibius kiboko is the source of this 2022-nucleotide messenger RNA. RefSeq names its product SIM bHLH transcription factor 2 (gene SIM2). Gene Ontology annotation, biological process: regulation of transcription by RNA polymerase II. The transcript is spliced from 11 exons. The record is from RefSeq and is a predicted model, not a curated record. NCBI's taxonomy places the organism in Eukaryota, Metazoa, Chordata, Mammalia, Artiodactyla, Hippopotamidae. Gene Ontology annotation, molecular function: RNA polymerase II transcription regulatory region sequence-specific DNA binding; DNA-binding transcription factor activity, RNA polymerase II-specific; protein dimerization activity. Bases 1 to 2022 code for a protein of 673 amino acids.
AUGAAGGAGAAGUCCAAAAAUGCGGCCAAGACCAGGAGGGAGAAAGAAAAUGGCGAGUUUUAUGAGCUGGCCAAGCUGCUCCCUCUGCCAUCGGCCAUCACCUCGCAGCUGGACAAGGCGUCCAUCAUCCGACUCACCACGAGCUACCUGAAGAUGCGCGCAGUCUUUCCCGAAGGUUUAGGAGACGCGUGGGGACAGCCGAGCCGCGCCGGGCCCCUCGACAGCGUCGCCAAGGAGCUGGGAUCGCACUUGCUGCAGACUUUGGAUGGAUUUGUUUUUGUGGUAGCAUCUGAUGGCAAAAUCAUGUAUAUUUCGGAAACAGCGUCUGUACAUUUAGGCUUGUCUCAGGUGGAGCUGACAGGCAACAGCAUUUACGAGUACAUCCAUCCUUCCGACCACGAUGAGAUGACAGCUGUCCUGGCCGCCCACCAGCCGCUUCACCAUCACCUGCUCCAAGAGUAUGAGAUCGAGAGGUCGUUUUUUCUUCGAAUGAAGUGCGUCUUGGCGAAAAGAAAUGCUGGCCUGACGUGCAGCGGAUACAAGGUCAUCCACUGCAGCGGCUACUUGAAGAUCAGGCAGUAUAUGCUGGACAUGUCCCUGUAUGACUCGUGCUACCAGAUCGUGGGUCUGGUGGCCGUGGGCCAGUCGCUGCCACCCAGCGCCAUCACUGAGAUCAAGCUUCACAGCAACAUGUUCAUGUUCAGGGCCAGCCUCGACCUGAAGCUGAUAUUCCUGGAUUCCAGGGUGACUGAGCUGACCGGGUACGAGCCGCAGGACCUGAUCGAGAAGACCCUGUACCAUCACGUGCACGGCUGCGACGUCUUCCACCUCCGCUACGCGCACCACCUCUUGCUGGUGAAGGGCCAGGUCACCACCAAGUACUACCGGCUGCUGUCCAAGCUGGGCGGCUGGGUGUGGGUACAGAGCUACGCCACCGUCGUGCACAACAGCCGCUCGUCCCGGCCCCACUGCAUCGUGAGUGUCAAUUAUGUCCUCACGGACAUUGAAUACAAGGAACUGCAGUUGUCCCUGGACCAGGUGUCCACAUCCAAGUCCCAGGACUCCUGGAGGACCACCUUGUCUACCUCACAAGAAACUAGGAAAUUAGCUAAACCCAAAAAUACGAAGAUGAAGACGAAACUGAGAACAAACCCUUACCCCCCACAGCAAUACAGCUCGUUCCAAAUGGACAAACUGGAAGGCGGCCAGCUCGGAAGCUGGAGAGCCAGCCCCCCCGCCCACGCCCCGGCUCCCCCAGAACAGCAGCUCCAUUCAGAAGGCGGUGACCUUCUGUACGCCCCGUCCUACAGCCUGCCCUUCUCCUACCAUUACGGACACUUCCCGCUGGACUCUCACGUCUUCAGCAGCAAAAAGCCAAUGUUGCCGGCCAAGUUCGGGCAGCCCCAAGGAUCCCCGUGCGAGGUGGCACGCUUUCUGCUGAGCACACUGCCAGCCGGCGGCGAGUGCCAGUGGCACUACGCCAACCCCCUAGUGCCGGGCAGCCCGUCUCCAGCUAAAAGCCUUUCCGAGCCGCCGGUCAACCCUGCUCGGCACAGCCUCAUGCCAAGCUACGAAGCGCCCGCCGCCGCCGCCGCGCGCAGGUUCGGCGAGGACACCGCGCCGCCGCCGCCGCCGCCGCCGAGCUUCCCGAGCUGCGGCCACUACCGCGAGGAGCCGGCGCUGGGCCCGGCCAAGGCCGCCCGCCAGGCCGCCCGGGACGGGGCGCGGCUGGCGCUGGCCCGCGCGGCCCCCGAGUGCUGCGCGCCGCCGGCCCCCGAGCCCCCGGGCGCGCCGGCGCAGCUGCCCUUCGUGCUGCUCAACUACCACCGCGUGCUGGCCCGGCGCGGGCCGCUGGGGGGCGCCGCGCCCGCCGCCCCCGCCCUCGCCCGCGGCCCCGGCGCCCCCCAGGCGGCGGCCGGCGCGCUGCGCCCCCGGCCCGCCGGCCCCGCCGCCGCCUCGCCGCCCGGCGCGCCCCUGCCGCACUACCUGGGCGCCUCGGUCAUCAUCACCAACGGCAGGUGA